AUGUGCGAGAAAGUUGAUUUGGGUCAAAAAGCGUGUUGCACUUCUGCAAAGGUGAGUUUAACAUGAGCAAUACGGCAACAGCUUUGAGAUCAAAUAUGUAAAUUUCAGAUGCUGCUUUUUGUAGUUGCUGGCGGCGAACUUCUAAUCGGAAUAGUGAUUGCUAUCCUUGCUGGUAUUGCCGGUGAACGUGGUGGAAGUGGUUGGUAUUGUGCUGCAGAUUAUAUAACAAUGGGAAUUCUUACCAUUGUUCUCUGCUUCUAUUCUGCCAAAUGGUUUGUAAUUCUCAAUUAUAUUGGUCAAAUUUGUCUUGCAAUUUGCGCUGUGACUAUCACUGUUGUUCUUGGUUUCGCUAUUGCAAGUGCAAAUUUCUUGUUAGAAACUGGAUUAACGCAUAAAAAGAAAGAAAAAGAAGAAUUAGAAACAGCUAUUAGUAAGUUCGAGACAGUAUUUUCAUUUCGAACAUGUUUAUUUAUUCAGCUAUGUGUUACUGUAUGAUGGCCUUUUCGAUUUUGGGAGCUGUUUUUUCAAUCAUGGCUGGUGUUGUCUACGCAAAAGUUCUUUGCUGCGGUGGAGGAGGCGGUGGAAGCAGCUCAUUCUCGUCUGGAACUUCAUAG
Molecule: messenger RNA, 614 nt
Organism: Caenorhabditis angaria
Lineage: Eukaryota; Metazoa; Nematoda; Chromadorea; Rhabditida; Rhabditidae
Source: the annotation of a GenBank genome assembly